GGAAAGGAAAAAUCCAUGAAGCAUCGUUGUCCUGACUCCUCCGUAUUAUUUAUACCACCCUUCUCCCCCUCCAUUGUCUACACCAUUCGCCACAAAAUCCCACAGAUGCCCAGUGUAAAGCAAUUCUUCACGGGAAUGUCAGAUUCCGGCAAGCACACUUCCAUCUCCAAGAGAAACAAAAAGCUCUUCUUGCUUGUCUUUUCUUCUGUGCUGCUCAUUGCAGCUGUAGUUGGCAUUGUCGCCGGCGUCCACUCUCGGAAGAGCUCCACCAACGAUGUGGGAUUGACUGCUGGACAUGCGGUUCUCAAGUCUGCAUGCAGCAGCACUCGGUACCCGGAUUUAUGCUACUCCGCCAUUGCAACCGUUCCCGGAGCCAGCAAGAAGGUGACCAGCCAGAAGGACGUGAUCGCAGUGUCUCUGAACAUCACCGUUACCGCCGUUGAGCACAACUACUUCACCAUUGAGAAGCUCCUGGAUUUCAAGAAUCUCACCAAGCGUGAGAAGGCCGCUCUCCAUGAUUGCCUGGAGACCAUCGACGAGACGCUGGAUGAGCUGCACGUGGCCAUGGACGACCUGGACGAAUACCCCGACAAGAAAUCGCUAACCCAGCAUGCGGAUGACCUCAAGACCCUGAUGAGCGCGGCAAUGACCAACCAAGAGACGUGCCUCGACGGGUUUUCGCAUGACGACGCUGAUAAGCACGUCCGCGAGGUGCUGCUCAAGGGUCAGAGGCACGUGGAGCAUAUGUGCAGUAACGCACUGGCCAUGAUCAAGAACAUGACCGAUACUGACAUCGCCAGAGAACGUGAAGCCAUGAACCGGAAGCUCAUGGAGGAGAGGGACGAGAGCGGGUGGCCCAAGUGGCUGUCCGCAGGGGACAGGAGGCUGUUGCAGUCGUCUUCAGUGACGCCUGAUGUAGUGGUGGCGGCGGACGGGAGUGGGGAUUACAAGACGGUGGCGGCAGCGGUGGCGGCCGCCCCUGAGAAGAGCAGUAAGAGAUACAUUAUCGGAAUCAAGGCGGGGGUUUACAAGGAAAACGUAGAAGUGGGCAAGAAGAAGACCAAUAUUAUGUUCUUGGGAGAUGGCCGAAGCAACACUAUCAUCACUGGAAGCAAAAAUGUUGUAGAUGGCAGCACAACCUUCAACUCUGCAACUGUUGCUGUGGUUGGCGAAAAAUUUCUAGCCCGGGACAUAACCUUCCAAAACACAGCAGGGCCCUCAAAGCAUCAAGCCGUUGCUCUUCGAGUUGGGUCAGACUUAUCAGCAUUCUACAAAUGCGAUAUGCUGGCAUACCAAGACACCCUUUAUGUUCACUCCAAUCGCCAAUUUUACAUAAAUUGCCUUGUAGCAGGCACUGUUGAUUUCAUCUUUGGCAAUGCUGCAGCUGUGUUUCAAGACUGUGAUAUCCAUGCUCGCCGCCCCAAUUCAGGCCAAAAGAACAUGCUUACUGCUCAAGGCAGGACUGACCCUAACCAGAACACUGGAAUUGUGAUUCAGAAGUGCAGGAUUGGUGCCACUUCUGACCUCCAAGCUGUUAUUAGCAGCUUCAAAACAUACCUUGGGAGACCAUGGAAGGAAUACUCGAGGACUGUUGUUAUGCAAACAUCAAUAACCAAUGUGAUCGACCCUGCUGGAUGGCAUGAAUGGAGUGGGAGUUUUGCACUGAGCACAUUGUAUUAUGGAGAGUACCAAAACACCGGGGCUGGGGCUGGAACCUCAAAGAGAGUAACAUGGAAGGGCUUCAAGGUGAUUACUAGUGCUAGUGAGGCUCAAGGUUUCACUCCUGGGACGUUCAUUGCAGGCAGUAGUUGGUUGGGCUCCACAGGCUUUCCCUAUUCUCUUGGUCUGGCUCUUGGUUUUGUGUUUUUGGAUGCGCUGGGCGUAAGAAUUCAAUCAGGAUCUCUCAUCUUGCUCAAUGAGACUUUGGGAACAUCAGAAGGGCAUCUGGACAUAUGGAACAUUCGUGCGUACCACCACUUUGUUGGACGCGGUUUAGGUAUGUACAUGGAUUCGAUCAAAUCCUUCAAGGGUUAUGGCAAGGUGGACGAGCUGGAAGAGCGAGCAUUUAAGCGCAAGACCCGCAAGCGCCUCAUCAUUCUCAUUAUCUCCUCAGUCGUGUUAGUGGCGGUCAUCAUCGGCGCGGUCGCAGGAACCUUGAUCCACAAGAGCAAGUCUGAGUCCAACUCUGUCCCGGCCAGUCCCGUAUCGCCGGCCGCCUCCAUCAAGGCUGUGUGCAGCGUCACUCAGUACCCAGAUUCAUGCGUCUCCAGCAUCUCUUCCCUCGACACCUCCAACACCACCGACCCAGAGGAGCUCUUCAGACUCUCUCUCCGGGUCGCCAUUGCUGAGCUCUCCAAGCUAUCUUCCUUACCCAGGCAGCUCAGCGCCAAAUCCAACGAUGCCCAACUCAAGAAGGCGUUGGGAGUUUGCGAGACCGUGUUCGAAGACGCGAUCGACCGGCUCAAUGACUCCAUCUCGUCGAUGGAGGUGCGGGAGGGGGAGAAGCUGUUAUCCGCCUCCAAGAUCGACGACAUCAAGACGUGGCUCAGCGCCACCAUUACCGACCAAGAAACAUGCUUGGACGCUCUUGAGGAGCUCAACUCCACUCUCCUGAAUGAGGUCAAAACCGCGAUGCAGAACUCCACGGUCUUCGCUAGUAACAGCUUGGCCAUUGUGGCUAAACUAGGCGGCAUCCUCCACGACUUAGACAUCCAGGUUCACCGCAAACUACUGAGCUUCUCCAAUUCCGAUCAGUUUCCCGAUUGGGUGGGGGCUGGCGAGCGGAGACUGCUCGAGGAAACAAAGCCAACCCCAGAUGUGACGGUGGCGAAGGACGGCACUGGAGACUACGUGACCAUAAAAGAAGCAGUGGCAAUGGUGCCGAAGAAGAGUGAAAAGCGAUUCGUGAUAUACGUAAAGGAAGGCAACUACUCGGAGAACAUCAUUUUAGACAAGAGCAAAUGGAACGUCAUGAUAUACGGCGACGGCAAGGAUAAGAGCAUCGUCUCCGGCAACUUGAACUUCAUUGAUGGGACCCCCACCUUCGCCACAGCCACUUUCGCCGCUGUGGGGAAGGGGUUUAUAGCAAAGUACAUGAGGUUCGAGAACACGGCAGGUGCGGCGAAGCACCAGGCGGUGGCCUUCCGCUCAGGGUCUGACAUGUCCGUCUUCUACCAGUGCUCAUUCGACGCCUUCCAGGACACCCUAUACGCCCACUCCAACCGUCAGUUCUACCGGGAGUGCGACAUCACAGGCACCAUCGACUUCAUCUUCGGCAACGCGGCUGUCGUCUUUCAGGCCUGCAAUAUCCAGCCCAGGCAGCCAAUGUCCAACCAAUUCAACACCAUUACUGCUCAGGGCAAGAAGGACCCCAAUCAGAACACUGGCAUUUCCAUCCAAAAAUGCUCCAUCUCCGCUCUCAAUACUCUGACAGCACCCACGUACCUGGGCAGGCCAUGGAAGGCCUACUCCACCACCAUCGUGAUGCAGUCAAACAUCGGCUCAUUCUUGAACCCAAAAGGCUGGACGGAAUGGGUCACCGGCGUCGACCCUCCCAGCACCAUCUUCUAUGCUGAGUUUCAAAACACUGGCCCAGGAGCUACCCUUGAUCAAAGAGUCAAAUGGGCUGGAUUCAUGACCAACAUCACAGAGGAUGAGGCAGCCAAGUUCACAGUCGGAACAUUCAUCCAAGGCGUCAGUUGGUUGUCAGAGAGCAGCGUGACCUUCGAUGCAUCCUUGUGAUUCCAAACAAACUCAGAACAUUUAUAUCAACGGGUUAUCUCAUCACAACAGUUUUUAGCAGAUGUGGGUGUAUUAUUGUUCUUCUACUGCAUAGAUUCAUGACACUUUGUUCAUUUAACAUUUUUUUUGGGGAUUGUACUUUAAAAAAUAUUUGUGGGUGUUCUAUUUAGUAUUUAUCUAAAAGAAUCGAAGAAAAGGUAAAGAUUAAAAACGCAUUCUGGGUUUGCCGCAACAUCUUCUCAUUUAUCUUUACCAAAUUUGGAACAAAUUUGAUGGAAGUCAUUGUCAACGUUUUAGUAUGUAUUGAAAUGUCCAAAUCUACAAUAAGGGUGUUGUUUUA
Molecule: messenger RNA, 4081 nt
Organism: Vitis riparia (riverbank grape)
Lineage: Eukaryota; Viridiplantae; Streptophyta; Magnoliopsida; Vitales; Vitaceae
Exons: 6
Coding region: 16-3741 (1241 amino acids)
Biological process (GO): cell wall modification
Molecular function (GO): pectinesterase inhibitor activity; pectinesterase activity
Source: RefSeq, a predicted model, not a curated record